Messenger RNA from Acomys russatus (golden spiny mouse), 676 nucleotides. It is a transcript of the gene Fabp5, whose product is annotated as fatty acid binding protein 5. The transcript is spliced from 4 exons. Bases 90 to 497 code for a protein of 135 amino acids. Gene Ontology annotation, molecular function: fatty acid binding. Gene Ontology annotation, cellular component: nucleus; cytosol. NCBI's taxonomy places the organism in Eukaryota, Metazoa, Chordata, Mammalia, Rodentia, Muridae. The record is from RefSeq and is a predicted model, not a curated record. Gene Ontology annotation, biological process: fatty acid transport.
CGCGCUGGCGCCGGGAGCCGCAUAGCGCCCCCGCCAUCGUGUCUCCUUGCUCCGCUAGUGCCUGCCCGCCGUCCGCCUGCCCUCCCGCCAUGGCCAGCGUUAAGGAACUCGAGGGGAAGUGGCGCCUGACGGAAAGCCAAGGCUUUGAGGAAUACAUGAAGGAGUUAGGCGUAGGGCUGGCUCUCAGGAAGAUGGGUGCCAUGGCCAAGCCAGACUGCAUCAUUACCUGUGACGGCAACAACAUCACUGUCAAAACCGAGAGCACCUUGAAGACGACACAGUUUUCCUGCGCCCUGGGGGAGAAGUUUGAAGAAACUACAGCAGAUGGCAGAAAAACAGAGACGGUCUGCACCUUCAAUGACGGUGCCCUGGUUCAGCACCAGAAGUGGGACGGCAAGGAGAGCACAAUCACCAGAAGAGUGAAGGACGGGAAGCUGUUGGUGGAAUGUGUCAUGAACAAUGUCACCUGUACUCGGGUCUAUGAAAAAGUGGCAUAAGGAUUCCCUCAUCCCCCUGGACAGGAGUGAGCUGCGAGAGUGAGCAUGCUCAGUUCAAUGAGCAGGUCAUAAGUAGCUGCGCUGCUUCUUUUCUUUGGUUUUUAUUUUUCAUGAUUAUGUUCAAUUAUCUUUAUCACAGACACGUUACAUGAUACCCAAGUCACAGUGUUUAGUUGCCU